This is a messenger RNA of Penicillium expansum, 1104 nucleotides long. Its product is annotated as tyrosinase family protein. Gene Ontology annotation, molecular function: oxidoreductase activity. NCBI's taxonomy places the organism in Eukaryota, Fungi, Ascomycota, Eurotiomycetes, Eurotiales, Aspergillaceae. The record is from RefSeq and is a predicted model, not a curated record. The transcript has 4 exons. Bases 1 to 1104 code for a protein of 367 amino acids.
AUGGUUGGCUUUUAUAAGUCUUUCUUGGUCGUUGCGUUGGGGGUUUUGGGUUCGGCAGCCGAUUCCUCCUUAUUUGAUAUCAACAUCGACAUUGCCUUGACCGAGCGAUUGUGUGGAAAGCAUAACACUGCUGUGCGGAAGGAAUGGGGAGAGUUGAAGAAAGCUGAGCGGAUCGACUAUAUUGAUGCGGUGUUGUGUAUGCAAGGGAAGCCUCAGCAACUUCCAAGAGAAGAGUACCCGGGAGUGCAGAACCGGCUUGACGAUUUUGUGGCUACCCAUGUCAACUACACACUCAAUGUCCACCUUAGUGGUCUGUUCCUCCCGUGGCACCGUCACUUCCUCUGGCUUUGGGAGACAGCCUUGCGAGACGAGUGUGGCUACUCUGGAAAUCUGCCGUACUGGAACUGGCCAUUGUGGUCAGAGAAUCUAAAAGCCAGCCCUCUCUUCGACUGCAGCGAAAGCUCCCUCUCCGGCGACGGCAAUUACAACCCAGGCGAACAAAGCCUCUCCGGCGGCGCAGUAACCAUCCCACGAGGAUCGGGCGGCGGCUGCGUGCGAUGCGGACCCUUCAAAGACAUGCAAAUCCACAUGGGACCCUUCGACCGCAAUAUUGCCUCAUUCGACAAACUCCCCGCCCCAGGCUUCGACUACAACCCGCGCUGUUUCAACCGCAGUCUAAAUAAUUUCGUCAGCAGCAACUACGACAACGAAACCAUUGUCGAUCGACUCCUGGCCGCGACAAACAUCUCCGAUUUCCAGACCGUCAUGGACUACUGGCCCGCGCGGCCGGGUGGGGUGCUGGGCGUGCAUGGCGGCGGACAUUUCAGCCUCGGAGCCACACUCCAAGACCUCUUCACGUCGCCGCAAGACCCGGCUUUUAUGCUGCACCAUGGGAUGAUCGAUCGGUUGUGGAGUAUGUGGCAGGCCAAGGAUGAGGACCAUCGUCGGUUUGCACUCAAUGGUACGAAUAGGCUGUCUAAUCCGCCGGGUGCGCCGCUUGUCACGGUUGACAUGGUGAUGGAAUUUGGUGUCCUUGAUCGGCCCAGACGGGUCGGCGAUGUUAUGGAUCCGACUAAAAAGCACUAUUGUUAUUCGUAUAGCUGA